UAAAGAUACGGAAUUGGCAAACGACGUAAAAUGGUUAUGUGUGACCUGGUUCCUUGAUAUUGCAACGAAUGUUGACUCAUGUUCCGACGUUUUCUUUUGAUCUGAUUAUCUGCAUAUAUGUAUUAAGUGAAUUGUGCUUGAAUCAGCUUUCUUGUGCGGAUCAAAUAUCAUUUAUCUGCCAUUCUCGAGGAUUAUCGGGAAUACUAUUAUUGUUCAUGAAGCAGAUUUCAAUUGUGUCUGACAAAUGCAUUUAUAUGUAGUGUUUGUGGCUGUAUUAAUCGUCCCAACUGCUUCGGCAGAUUAUGAAGAUGCUCGGUGUAAAUGUGUAUGUUUACUUCCAGGAUCCUAUACAAAUGGAACUAAACCAUCUAAGAAGAUAUAUGUGAAAGCGAUCCCUUCAGAAAAAUGCACUUUUGAAUAUAUGCUACAGAAUGAUAGCGAUCUCCACCCGUUUUGUGAAUGCAAAUUCCAAGUUAGGAAUACCACUACAAUAAAGGUUGUAGUCUGCCUUAUUCUAACAAUCAUCUUUGCAUUGAUUCUAUACAUGCUGUUUCUUCUACUUCUUGAACCACUCUUGUCUACAAGGCGUUUAUCGCAUAAAACUAUGGUUAAUAUUAAUACAUGUUCAGAAUCUCAUCAGAUAAAUUCAACUACUGACGAAAAUAAUAUUUGUAAGGCAGGUGAUGUAAGAUCAAGAGGCAACUGGGCUACUAUGAAUAAUAUUCCUGCUAGUAGUAGCAGUGGCAAUAUUGGCAGUAGUAAUAAUUCAUCAUUUUCUUCAAAAGCAUUCGAUAAAGCAGUUAUUUGGAAUAGAUCUCGAUUGAAUACUGAACAACUCGUCGAUUCCAACUUGAAAAUAAUUACAGCCCCUUUGAAUCGUAUACGAGCACGUCAUCGUACCAGUGUUACAGCAAAUGAUCAAAUUGAAGAACCUAACUCUUUGCAUCUUACCACAAUACCUAGUACAUCUGCUGGUGUAUCCAAUGUGGUGAAUCGUGUUCGUGAUCAGCAACAACGUUGGAAAGGAAAUGUUGAAGCACAACGUGUUCGUGUGUUCAGUGAACGUAGUUUACUGAACUAACUUUCUAUUGUUCCAAUUCGUUUGCAUUCCCCCCCCCGCACCCUGCCUCCCUAAUAAUUUCUCUAUUUGGUGUAAUGAAAUUUGCAAUAAAAUCGUUAACAUUAUCGUUUACUUUUUCUGUAAUCUUUGAAGUUGUUAAUUUUCCAGCAUCACUCUAAUAAGGAAGUGAUCUGUUAAAAAUGUGGAGUUAUACUAUUUUUCAAUGUGAUAAAUUUUGAUUCAUAAUGUUUAUGUAUAUUGCUUGUUAACAAAAAAAAAUCUAUUUCCAAUCAGUUAACCAGAAGUUUGGUUUUACCUCGCAUUAUUUGGGGGGGGGGGGUGAUGACUCAAUCAUUAAUUACAUGUCCAGUUUAUUCUCUAGUUUAUGAAUCUGACUGAAAUUUUAUUGUUACUGAUUGAUAGACUAUAAGUUAAGUUAUCAUUGCUUAAAAUUAAUUUUUGUUACAAGUGAAACAUUCUAUCCAGUUAAGACUAUCACCUUAGACUUGAUUGUAAUAUUUGAAUCUGUAAAUAUACUCAAUGGGUAAUAAUUGAAAUAAAUGGAAAUACAUUUAAGUGAAGGCAAUGUAUACAGAGUUUUGGUAUUUUGGAUGCUGCUCUACUGGUUUUGUAAUGAAUGCUGAAUAAGAUCUGAAGUUCAGCCAUUCGUUUCUUAUCACUACUCAUUAUUUCCAG
Messenger RNA from Heterobilharzia americana, 1756 nucleotides. Lineage: Eukaryota; Metazoa; Platyhelminthes; Trematoda; Strigeidida; Schistosomatidae. The record is from the annotation of a GenBank genome assembly.